AUUUUAAACUCUGCUUCUUCUUCGCCUGCGACUUUUCUCUAUUUCAAAAAGAAAAUAUAAAAAAGGCAUAAACCCUAGCUGAGAAUCUAGGGUUUGCAUUCGAUUAUCUUCAGCCAUGACGACGCCUUACGGAGCUGCAACCAGCACUGUUAUACGAAGUGAUCCAAAGAUUCAAGUCCACAACUUUAUCGGCUUGAAAGCUUCGCAUUCUCUCGCUUUCAACAAAAAUUCAGCCCCUUUUCUGCUUCGAAAAUCAAGGCCACCGGUUAUUCGAGCUGUUUCCACGCCAACGAAGACUGACACUGCAACCGAAACUAAGCGUAGCAAGGUUGAAAUAAUCAAAGAAGGAAGCAAUUACAUAAGAUACCCUCUUAAUGAGGAGCUGUUGACAGAUGCUCCUAAUAUAAAUGAGGCUGCCACCCAGCUUAUUAAGUUCCAUGGAAGUUACCAACAGUAUAAUAGAGAUGAGCGUGGUGCCAGGUCUUAUUCGUUUAUGCUUCGGACUAAGAAUCCAUGUGGGAAAGUCUCGAACGAACUUUACUUGACUAUGGAUGAUCUUGCUGAUCAGUUUGGGAUUGGAACACUUCGCUUGACCACGAGACAAACAUUUCAGCUCCACGGUGUGCUGAAGAAGGACCUUAAAACGGUGAUGAGCAGUAUUAUUAGAAGUAUGGGUUCAACUCUUGGUGCUUGUGGUGAUCUCAACAGGAAUGUCCUUGCUCCUGCAGCUCCUAUUGCAAGAAAAGAUUACCUAUUUGCACAGGAAACAGCAGAGAAUAUUGCUGCACUUCUAACUCCUCAGUCAGGUUUUUAUUAUGACAUGUGGGUGGAUGGAGAGAAAAUCUUGACAGCAGAACCUCCAGAAGUAGUGAAGGCUCGCAAUGAUAAUUCUCAUGGAACAAAUUUCCCUGAUUCACCCGAGCUCAUCUAUGGAACUCAGUUCUUGCCAAGGAAGUUCAAAAUUGCUGUCACUGUGCCAGGAGAUAACUCAGUGGAUGUUCUGACAAAUGAUAUUGGUGUUGUUGUUGUUUCCGAUGAGAAUGGGGAGCCUCAGGGAUUUAACAUAUAUGUUGGUGGUGGUAUGGGAAGAACACAUAGGUUGGAGACAACUUUCCCUCGUUUGGCAGAACCUUUGGGUUAUGUGCCAAAGGAUGACAUUUUAUAUGCUGUCAAAGCCAUAGUUGUUACACAACGAGAAAAUGGGAGAAGAGAUGAUCGCAAAUAUAGUAGGAUGAAAUAUUUGAUAAGUUCCUGGGGGAUUGAAAAGUUUAGAAGUGUAGUUGAGCAAUAUUAUGGAAAGAAAUUUGAGCCUUUCCGUGAGUUGCCUGAGUGGGAAUUUAAGAGUUACUUGGGUUGGCAUGAACAGGGAGAUGGCAAUUUAUAUUGUGGGCUCCAUGUAGAUAAUGGCCGAAUUGGAGGGGAAAUGAAGAAGACACUGAGAGAAGUAAUAGAAAAGUAUAAUCUGAAUGUUCGUAUCACCCCAAAUCAGAACCUUAUCCUGUGCAACAUUCGCAGUGCGUGGAAGCGUAACAUUACCACAGCUCUUGCACAGGCUGGUCUGCUGCUUCCUAGAUAUGUGGAUCCCCUAAACAUAACUGCUAUGGCUUGCCCGGCUUUCCCUCUUUGCCCAUUGGCAAUAACUGAGGCUGAACGUGGAAUACCUGGAAUCCUUAAGCGUGUUCGAGCUGUAUUGGAGAAGGUUGGUCUCAAGUACAAUGAAUCUGUGGUAAUAAGGGUGACUGGAUGCCCUAAUGGUUGCGCUAGGCCUUACAUGGCUGAACUUGGACUGGUUGGUGAUGGUCCCAACAGCUAUCAGAUUUGGCUUGGGGGAAGACCUAACCAAACCCAACUUGCAAGAAGUUUUAUGGAUAAAGUCAAGGUUCAGGACCUUGAAAACGUUUUGGAACCCUUGUUUUAUAAUUGGAAACGAAAAAGACAAUCCAAAGAAUCAUUUGGCGACUUCACUACCCGCAUGGGAUUUGACAAACUAAAAGAGUUGGUGGAAAAAUGGGAAGGUCCAGUGGUCGGACCAUCAAGGUACAACCUGAAACUCUUUGCUGAUAGAGAAACAUAUGAAGCCAUGGAUGAACUAGCAAAGUUGCAGAACAAGAAUGCUCAUCAGCUGGCAAUAGAAGUCAUUCGCAAUUUUGUUGCUGCCCAGCAAAAUGGCAAAAGUGAAUGAAUGAACUAUUGAAGUCAUUUAAAAUCUUGUAGAGGGAUUCGCUCUCCCUCCCUUUGUCUACAGGCUGUUACCAUUCGGUAACACAUCUGAAACAGAUAAAGGAUUGGUUUUGAAACGAGUUUGUGCAAGGAUUUUCAGUGUUUUUUACCUGAUUCGAAUUUUGUACCAAUAAAUGUGAGAAUGUGAGCUCCUGUUCUAUCUUCU
Rubroshorea leprosula is the source of this 2386-nucleotide messenger RNA. NCBI's taxonomy places the organism in Eukaryota, Viridiplantae, Streptophyta, Magnoliopsida, Malvales, Dipterocarpaceae. The record is from the annotation of a GenBank genome assembly.